Messenger RNA from Dothidotthia symphoricarpi CBS 119687, 2013 nucleotides. RefSeq names its product alkaline phosphatase-like protein. Gene Ontology annotation, biological process: dephosphorylation. Lineage: Eukaryota; Fungi; Ascomycota; Dothideomycetes; Pleosporales; Dothidotthiaceae. The transcript is spliced from 2 exons. Gene Ontology annotation, cellular component: fungal-type vacuole membrane. The record is from RefSeq and is a predicted model, not a curated record. Gene Ontology annotation, molecular function: alkaline phosphatase activity. The coding region runs from base 145 to 1920 and encodes 591 amino acids.
GACCGACAUCUGAUAGAUAGAUAAUACGGAGCUCCCUUGAACCUUUGUCGUCGUUCCUUUCGUCUUGUUUUUUCCUUUUCUGCGUUUCCGGCCUCGAGUCCUCUGCGUUUCUAUCCUCGAGCCUCUGCGCUCAUUCACUCCACAAUGUCUGGAACCCGCCCCCUACUCUCAGAUCGCACCUCCUCCGAGCGCGACAUCGCGGAAGAGGACGCCCUCCUGACCGGCCAACCCACACAACGCCCCUCCUCAGGACCGCGAACAUGGACAUUCUGGCGCGAAAUCGGACUCUUCGUAUGGGCUGUCGUGGCCACGGCCCUCGUCAUCGUCCUCGCCGUCGUGUAUCAGAGAGGCCAGGACCCAAAGCACAGCAGUCCGCACCCGAGCGGGAAGCGCAACCUGAUCUUCAUGGUGUCGGACGGCAUGGGCCCGACGAGUCUGAGUCUCACGCGCAGCUUCAUGCAGUUCCAGAACGGCGCGCCGUAUAGCGAGCAGUUGGUCAUCGAUCAGCAUCUUAUCGGGCAGUCGCGUACGCGGUCGUCGUCUUCGCUGAUUACGGAUUCGGCGGCGGGCGCGACGGCGUUUUCGUGCGCGCUGAAGAGCUACAAUAGUGCUAUCUCGGUGACGCCGGAUCAUGAGCCGUGUGGUACUGUGCUCGAGGCGGCGAAGAAGGCGGGAUACAUGACGGGGCUGGUGGUUACGACGCGGAUCACGGAUGCGACGCCUGCGUGCUUUGCGGCGCACGUGAACAUGCGCAUGGAGGAGGAUCGCAUUGCGGAGCAGAUGGUGGGCGACUACCCGCUGGGACGCGUCGUGGACCUGAUGUUCGGCGGUGGACGAUGCCACUUCCUGCCCAACUCCUCCCUCAGCUCGUGUCGCGCCGAUGACAAGGAUGUCGUCGAGCUGGCCAAGAAGAACGGCUUCAACUACAUCUCGGACCGCGAGAGCUUCGACAACCUCAAGGGCGGCGAUGCCCUCGACUUCCCUAUGCUGGGCCUCUUCGCCGACACCGACAUCCCCUACGAACUCGACCGCCGCAAUGAAAACGAUAUCUACCCGUCUCUGCACGAGAUGGCUGAGGCUGCCAUGAAGGCCCUGAGCCACGCCACCAAAGACAGCGACAAGGGCUUCUUCCUCAUGAUCGAAGGCUCGCGCAUCGACCACGCAGGCCAUCACAACGACCCCGCCGCCCAAGUCCACGAAGUCCUCGCCUACGACAAAACCUUCACCAGCGUCCUCGACUUCCUGAAGAACGACAAGACCGAAGCCGUCAUGGUAUCUACCUCUGACCACGAAACCGGCGGUCUAGCAGCAGCUCGUCAACUCCACACCUCCUACCCAGAAUACCUCUGGCACCCCUCCCCCCUCGCAAACGCCACCCACUCCGCCGAGCGCCUACACCUCGAAUACACAAAAUACCUGCUCUCCUCGCCCUCGGACGCCCAGAAGACACAGUUCGUGCGCGCCUCCAUCGCCACGGGCCUGGGCAUCGCCGACGCAACAGACGAUGAAGUCGCGCUCCUCGUCGCAAACCCCACAACCGCGCUGUACUACUACGCCGACAUGAUGUCGCGCCGCUCACAGACGGGCUGGAGCACACACGGCCACUCGGCCGCUGAUGUGAAUAUCUACACGAGCGAUCCUGUGGCCGCGAAGGCGCUCGUGGGCAACCAUGAGAAUACCGAGGUGGGCGGCUUUUUGCGCGAUUAUCUCGGCGUCGACGUCGAGGCUGUGACCAAGGAGUUGAGGGAGAAGGGGAAGGGGUUGAUGGCGCUGGGUAAGGACGGGGAGGAGGUGAGUUGGAUGGGCGCGAUGCCUGAGAAGGGGCAGAGACUCGAUGGGCAGACGCAUUUGGCGAGCUACGAGGGGGAUUUCAAGAAGAGGGGUGCUGUGCAUGGGCGGGCGUGUGAUUGUGGGCAUUGAGUGUGUGUCUGUUUGGAGUUUUAUUCGGCGUUUUUAGAUCUGUCACGUCUAUGUAUUCUAUUGACUAUAUAUUGUAUCCUGAUUUAACAACCC